AUGACUGUUACUGCUCCACAGACCUGCAGGGCUCUCGUCAUCAGAGCAAAGGAGGAUAAGGAGGCCUUCACUUUGGUCCAAGAGCAGAUCCCCGUCCCCAAGCCUCUUCCCCAUCAGGCCCUCGUAAAGGUUGCCGUCGCAGCUCAGAACCCCACAGAUGUCCUAUGCUACGAUGGCGGCGUUUUUGGAGAUGGGUCUGUGCUGGGGUGCGACUUUGUCGGCACCGUCGUUGCUGUUGGAGCUGAGGUGACCCUGAUUCAGGUAGGCGACAAGAUCGCCGGGCUGAUCUGGGGAGGUGAGAUCAAGGGUCAGGGAGCUUACAGCCAGUACACCAUCGCCGACGAGAAAAUAUGCUACAAGAUUCCCGACGGACUAUCACUUGAGGAGGCUGCCACAGUGCCCUUGACAGCUACAACCGCGUGGCUAGCUCUCUUCAGGUCUGCCAGCCUGGCCAUUGAUCGAAACAAGGGCUCUGCGAUUAACCUACUUGUCUGGGCUGGAAGCACCAGUUGCGGCUUGUAUGCAAUCCAGAUUGCAGCCCUCUUUGGCUUCAAUGUUGGGACCGUGUGUAGUCCGUCACAGGCGUCACGCCUCCACUCGCUUGGUGCCAAUCAUGUCUUUAAUUAUAAGGACCCCGAUGUAAUCUCCAAGAUUAAGCAGUCCAUGCCUUCCGUGGAUUACAUAUUCGAUACUAUUGGUACCGAGAGCUCAUCCACCCUUGCCUCCCAGGCCAUGAACCCAGCUGGCGGUACUCUCUGCACUGUUAGGCCGUUCAGGGAACACACUGAAGAUGUAACUUCCCAAACCAAGGUCACAUCACUCCUUGUCUUUACAUCAUUCUUCAAGGACCAUACAAUGGGGUCAAACCUUUUGCCUGCCUCCGAGGAGGACCACAGACUUGCGUCGGAGUUCUAUAGAAAGAUCCCUCAGCUUCUACGUCAAGGCAAAAUCAAGCCUAACUCCCCACAGCUUAUCCAGGGAGGACUGGACGGGAUCCAGGAGGGUUUCCAGAUGUAUAGAGAUGGAAAGAUUCGUGGGAACAAGGUUGUUUACCGUCUCGAAUAA
This is a messenger RNA of Colletotrichum spaethianum, 1065 nucleotides long. RefSeq names its product enoyl reductase LovC. The transcript has 3 exons. NCBI's taxonomy places the organism in Eukaryota, Fungi, Ascomycota, Sordariomycetes, Glomerellales, Glomerellaceae. Gene Ontology annotation, molecular function: oxidoreductase activity, acting on NAD(P)H. The record is from RefSeq and is a predicted model, not a curated record. The coding region runs from base 1 to 1065 and encodes 354 amino acids.